AUGACCGUCCUGGAGACUGCUGAAUCCAGAUCGCCUAAUAUGGAAGUUUCCGAGAAAAGGCAGUCGUUGUCUGAUAUAUUCACAAUCAUCUGUGCUGGGGCGGCGCUUAUUUCGGACGGCUACCAGAACAACCUGAUGACUAUGACGAACGUCUUGUUCAGAAAGGAGUACCCAAAGGUGUAUGUGUCCUCGGUCAGCACGCAGGUGUCCAAUGCCCUUCUUGUUGGAGAAAUUCUAGGUCAGAUCAUCGUCGGGCUCACUUGCGACUACAUGGGUCGCAAGACAGCCAUCAUUGUCACGACUUUGAUGAUCGUCUUUGGGGGGAUCUUGGCAACUGCGUCUCAUGGAGUGACGACGUUGGGAAUGUUCUGGAUGCUCACCAUUUCGCGUGGUAUUGUCGGCUUUGGGACGGGAGGGGAGUACCCAGCUUCAAGCACGUCAGCUUCGGAGGCGGCCAACGAGCAUACGCUGAAACGGCGUGGUCCCAUCUUUAUCAUGGUGACCAACCUGCCCUUGUCGUUCGGGGGCCCGUUUGCGAUUAUCGUGUUCCUGAUCGUGCUCUCAGCUGCCGGCACCGACCACUUGUCGACGGUGUGGCGGGUCUGUAUGGGAAUCGGUGUCAUUUUUCCGCUGUCGGUGUUCUACUUUCGCCUGAAAAUGCUAAACUCGAAGCUGUAUCGCCAUGGAGCCAUCAAAAAGAGGGUUCCGUAUCUUCUCGUCCUGCGAUACUACUGGAAGUCGCUGAUCGGCACAUGUGGCGCCUGGUUUCUAUACGACUUUGUCACCUUCCCCAACGGCGUCUUCUCUGGUGUGAUCAUCUCCUCCGUGGUCCCCAAAACUGGAAACACAAUUCUCCACACGGCAGAAUGGAACCUACUUCUGGGCAUAAUAGCUCUGCCAGGCGUCUUUGUUGGUGCCUACCUAUGUGACCGCCUCGGACGCAAGAACGUCAUGAUGCUGGGGUUCAGCGGCUACCUUAUCUUUGGACUCAUCAUCGGGUGUGCCUAUGAGAAAAUCACAAAAAUCGUCCCGCUUUUUAUCAUCUUUUACGGUAUGAUGCAAUCGUUUGGAAACUUGGGUCCCGGAAACAUGCUCGGUCUUCUGUCCUCGGAAUGUUAUGCAACGGCCGUGAGAGGUACAUGUUAUGGCAUCAGUGCAGCUCUUGGGAAGACGGGUGCUGCCGUGGGAACCGAGGCUUUCACGCCCAUACAAACUCAUAUUGGCAAGCGGUGGACUUUUAUUAUCGCAGCUAUUUGUGGUGUUGCGGGCAUUUUGGUGACGUAUAUCUUUGUACCUGACAUCAAGGGGGAUGAUUUGGCCGUCAGAGACGAGCAGUUUCGAGAGUAUCUCGCCUCUCGUGGGUGGGACGGUGAGAUGGGUGAGGGCGACCUCAAGGCUCAAUCUACGGUAGAAAGAUAG
Messenger RNA from Grosmannia clavigera kw1407, 1419 nucleotides. Its product is annotated as putative glycerophosphoinositol permease. Gene Ontology annotation, molecular function: carboxylic acid transmembrane transporter activity. NCBI's taxonomy places the organism in Eukaryota, Fungi, Ascomycota, Sordariomycetes, Ophiostomatales, Ophiostomataceae. Gene Ontology annotation, biological process: carboxylic acid transport; transmembrane transport. The record is from RefSeq and is a predicted model, not a curated record. Bases 1 to 1419 code for a protein of 472 amino acids. The transcript is spliced from 3 exons. Gene Ontology annotation, cellular component: plasma membrane.